GAGGAUAUGGUGGCCAAGGAGGAUAUGGUGGCCGAGGAGGAUAUGGUGACCGAGGAGGACAAUCAGGACAUCGUGGCCGAGGAGGACAAUCAGGACAUCGUGGCCGAGGAGGACAAUCAGGACAUCGUGGCCGAGGAGGAUAUGGUGGCCGAGGAGGACAAUCAGAACAUGGUGGCCGAGGAGGAUAUGGUGGUAUGCGAAGCGGUAGAGAUGAUUCAGGAGGGUUUGGAGGAGGUAGCGGCGGUGGCUUCAGGCGUAAUGGGGGAUCAGGAGGUUUAUCCAAGAGUACCACAGGACAUUGUGUGCACAUGCGUGGUUUACCUUUCUCCGCGUCAGAAGCAGAUGUGAAGCAAUGGUUUAUGCCACUGAACUCAGUAGCAAUCAGGAUGGAGUUUGAGACAAGUGAUUCUGGUCAGUGGAGGUCACGUGGUGAAGCUGACGUGGAUUUUGCAACCGACGCUGACGCUAAAGCCGCCAUGAGGAACGACAGACAAUAUAUGGGUGGGUGGAAAAA
Messenger RNA from Paramuricea clavata, 514 nucleotides. The record is from the annotation of a GenBank genome assembly. NCBI's taxonomy places the organism in Eukaryota, Metazoa, Cnidaria, Anthozoa, Malacalcyonacea, Plexauridae.